Mesorhabditis spiculigera is the source of this 2457-nucleotide messenger RNA. Lineage: Eukaryota; Metazoa; Nematoda; Chromadorea; Rhabditida; Rhabditidae. The record is from the annotation of a GenBank genome assembly.
AUGGCCAACGUGUACAUUAAACCGGAGAUCAUCAGCCUGGACGAUGAUGAUACAGAGCAAGGGCAACGUGAGCAGCAACCCGAUGAGGCCCAACUCCUAGCCGACCUCCGGCUCCUGAAGGCCGUCUUCGAGCGGCACAUCUUCAAAUGCAACAUCUGCCCAUCAAGCUAUGCAAGUUCAGCCGAAUUAGAGGCACACAUCAGGGGACGCCAUUCAGAUGAUGUUGUCAAUCAAUAUUUAAGGCUCGUCCUCAACCAACAAGAAAAAUCAAGCUUGCGCCCCCAGCCGACCCAACCGCCUCCACAACACAGAAGCGGAAAGCUGGGCCACCCGUGCUGGUCGUUUUUUGAGCGUAUCGAUCGCUUUGACGCGAUGUGUCUGGUGUGUCGGAUGAGGGUACGGUCGGCGUGUUCGACGAACUUGUGUCGACAUCUCAGCCGACAUCAUCCGGUUCAAUCCAUGCAGGUUCAAGCCCGCCAAGCCCGCCGUAGAGCUACAGUCCGUAUGGCGUGGGAUUUCUCGGAUCACCAGACCCAGCCUGAUGAACCCAGGGAUAAGCUGGGACUUCCGGAAGUCGAUCCCGAAUCCUGGACGCCGAAGCGGAUGCGGAGAAGCGCUUCUGAGGGAGCUUUAGCCCAAGUCGAUGAUGAAGCCGCAACGAUGCCAAAAAUUCAAGGCCAUGAACCCGAAGUUGAAGCCGACGCCCGACUGCUGGGUUUGUUUCCGGAAGAUUUCCGCGAGUGUACACCUUCCGGAAGUACGGCAGAAGGCUCGACUAGUUCGCAACUUCCUGACCGAAGCUCGGUGCUUGUACGUCUUCCAGACCAUGCCCAAGCAGUACGAAGAAACAAUAGUCCCUCCGCUCCAUCCCACUCCAAUCGACGCUCAAAAACAGGGCUGGGAGGUAUCGGGGAAGAGAUCCGCCUCCCCGGUCUCCCCGGGGCGAUCCAGCGUUGCUCGUCAGCGCCCGCCUCUUGCUCUGGGUUGCCCCUCCCUUCUAUUCCACACCCGUCAUCUACCGUACCCAUGGAUGGGGAUACUGCAUCCCAUCAGCAUCGCCCGCUUGCCCUUCGCCCCGUACCGCUUCCGCUUACGGCCGGAUCGUCUUGGACGUUGUCCCAUGCGUCCGCUGGACUUCAGGCCGCCUAUCAGGUCCCCGAUCUCCGUCCAUCAGCUGCCAAUGGGUACGAUCUUUUUGUUGAUCAACUGCAACAACACCACAAACAACAAUACGACGGCCACAAACCGUACGAUUAUACUCUGGCCGCAUCCUACGAUGGCGUCGCAAAGGUAUUCGCCGACGAUACGGUAGUGCUCAAGACAGAGGAAAAGCCCUUCGACCCGCAUCCCCAUAUUCUGGUGGCCCCAAUGGGCACUGGGAGUGAUAUGGUGGACACGGGGAUACUCCGAACGCCCUUCUCAUUUCACCCUACGCUCUCCACUGCCCAAUCAACAUUUCCUACGGCAUUCCCCUCGACGACCACGGCGUCACUUGGGGCUCAGGAUCUUUUGAAUCAAUCUACACAUUCACACCUUGAUCAUCACCAUUUAAAUGGGCAACUCGCGCUCGGAAAUGAGCUUCUCCGUGAGCAAGUCCUCAACAGUACCCAACAGCUCCAACAUUCCCUCGCCCAGCAGCAACACCACCAGAUACAACUCCAGGCCCCGUCGGUCAUCGAAACGCGGAAAAGCGCAGAAGCGAAUGCUAAGGGAGACGGUGCCACCCCAGCCAAGCGAGGCCGGCCAACCGAGAACCCAUGUUGGAAUUAUUUCAUCCGACUCGACGACCAGAAUGUGCGAUGUCGCAUUUGUAGCAAGGUGGUGAAAUCGGCAUGCGCGACGAAUAUGACGAAGCACCUGGAGCGGCAUCACCAGAAUGACUACCAGCAUCUGAUCAUCCAGAUCAAGCAGUACAGGCAGCAAAAGGUGCCGCAAAGCGUCAUCCUACCACCCGGAUCCAAUGGCUGUUUACUCCCCGGCACGGCCACCGCCCAUUUUGUUAAGGGCGAAAACCCGUACAUCCAAGACAUCUACUCGCAGCAACAGUUCGACUGUCCGGAUGCGUUGUUGCGGAAUUAUGUCGAUGUCAAUGGGCAUCAGCUCCCCUGGAACCGUAACAACAAUACCCGGGGAUGGAGCGGCUUCGACGGAUGGGCAAACGAAGCUGCCCCGUCAACAAUGGCUGAUGCAUGGGGCCACUCGGCCGUCCCCACCGAUCCGACCCAGCCAAUGCAAUCACAACACGACAAACCGAUGCUGAAACGAAACCGCAAAACGGAGCAUCCCGUAUGGGAAUUUUUUAAGCGAACCCUAGACGGGAAUGCCCAGUGCUCAAUCUGCGGCGGUGUCGUCAAGUCGCCGUGCUCCUCGAAUUUUAUGCGACAUCUGAUGCGCCACCACGCCUCCGAGUACAAUGCCGUCUAUGUCAAAUGGAUGCAGAAGCGGGUGCCGUUAAAA